Molecule: messenger RNA, 5051 nt
Organism: Aricia agestis (brown argus)
Lineage: Eukaryota; Metazoa; Arthropoda; Insecta; Lepidoptera; Lycaenidae
Product: kinesin-like protein CG14535
Exons: 10
Coding region: 96-4172 (1358 amino acids)
Biological process (GO): microtubule-based movement
Molecular function (GO): microtubule binding; ATP binding; microtubule motor activity
Source: RefSeq, a predicted model, not a curated record
GGGAGCGGCCGCGUUCCCGCCUCGCGUCGCCGCGAACUUACACGACAUUUCGAAUUUCGAACAUGUUCGUUGUUUUUUUCUGAUUUGUUUUACGGAUGUAUUUCGCUAAUCGGGGGGAAGGCGCGAGUGAGGGGGCGGUGCGGGGGGGCAGGCGGAUCCCCACCCCGAUGCCCCCUCCCAGGGACAUGCAACAGCUUAUCCGUUCGUCACCGCGCCUAGUUGGCUCUGAAGCCUCAUACAAACUGAGCCAGCAUGAAAUAGAAGCACUGAAUGUGGUAAAAGCGAACACCCCGAAAAUGGACCGCAACGGCUACUUUUUCUACGUGAGCUCCACGGCGAAGAAGAAAAAGAUAAGCCUCAUGCAGCCCCGACCGCCGCGGAUCGCGUUCGAGGACAAACGCCGGCCGGGGGUUGCUGAGAGAGUACACGCCAGUGUGGCUUCAGCCGACGUCGACGCCGCGCGUAACCCUAUGUCGCUCCGGGGCCCAAGCGACGCGCCACGCGCGCGGCUCUACUCUCAACUAGAGAGCUACCAGCCGAGAUACCACACUAUACGUGACAGUGAUAAGAGAGUGGAUAGUGAGUGUAAGAAGCGAAGGAACGAGUGCCGCAGGAGCCACGCGAACGUAAGGACAACAAAAUGCAGUGGCGGCUCACCGCACCGGGAGCGCAGAAAACGGGAAGAGGAGGUCUCCACCGGAUUCAGUGGCGUACUCCACCGCGCGCCCCCGCCCCCGCCCCCCGCGCUGCUGCGCCGCCUCGGAGUCAAGGAGCCCACAGGGGUCGGCAAGGUGAAAGUGAUGCUACGCGUGGGUGCGGUGGGCGAGGGGCCGUUCGCGAGCGGUUCGCAAACGUUCUCGCUGGACAAGCGCAAGCGGCAGGUGACGGUGUGCGAGACGACCGCCACGGACGCCCGAGUCGGCGUCGCCGCGCCCAAGAUGUUCGCGUUUGACGCGCUGUUCUCGCAGGAUGACCCACAGACGGAGAUCUGCUCGAGCGCGCUGACGGACGUCAUCCACGCCGUCAUCAACGGCACCGACGGAUGCCUCUUCUGCUUCGGACACGCCGGACUAGGAAAGUCGUACACAAUGUUGGGGAAACCUGAAUCAUCCUCCACACUCGGAGCCAUCCCCUGUGCAAUAUCCUGGCUAUUCCGGGGCAUUUCGGAGCAGAGGCACAAGUGCGGAACCCGCUUCUCCGUGAGGGUUUCAGCAGUUGAACUCUGCACCAACACCAACCAAAUAAGAGAUCUAUUAGCACCUUAUCAGAAUGAUUCUGAGCAGUCUCCAGGAGUGUAUCUGAGAGAUGAUCCACUGUUUGGAACACAUCUACAAAAUCAAUCGGAGCUGAGAGUACAUAGCGCUGAGAAAGCUGCGUUUUAUCUGGACGCAGCGUUGUCGACGCGCGGCACGAGAGAAGAAGGACGAGACAGUCAUCUUUUGUACACACUUCACGUAUAUCAAUAUAGCGUUGGCGGCAAAGGAGCUGUUGCUGGAGGUAGAAGCCGACUACAUUUAAUAGAUUUGGGAAACGCUGAACGUGGAAAAACAAAUGGUGGGAUACCAUUAUCUGGAUUAGGAAAUAUUCUUUUAGCAAUAUUCAAUGGUCAAAGACACUUACCGUAUCGCGACCAUAACCUCACGCAUGUAUUAAAAGAAUGCCUGGGAUCUCUCACGUGCCAUACAGCUAUGAUAGUUCACGUAUCACCAACCACGCAGAACUAUUCUGAUACACUGACCACACUACAGUUAGCAUCGAGAAUACACAGGCUCCGAAGAAGAAAAAUUAAAUACAGUGCCAAUAACAACGCAGGAUCUGGCGGUAGUUCCGGCGAAGAUGCUUCUAAACCUAGUAGUAGUGAACCCGAUCCAUCAAGCAGUGAUUUAUCUGCCGACACCGUUAUUUAUGUAGGUCCAUUGGACGAUGCUACAGAUGGGGAGCAUCCUCCCGUUUACAUUCCAAAUAUUACCACUGGUGACACGAAAUCGGUAUUUAUCAAAGCUUUACGUGGAUCAUCAGCCGAGCACAGACACAAAUCAUCCCUAUCUAAGGUUAUCGAAGAAAAAAGUCCCGUUCACAAACUACAUUCAUCCCCAAAAGCAUCACCAUUAAAAGGUGCGCAACCUGUUCCUACGCCAAAAUCGUCACCACUACAUUCAGCAUCAAAAGUAAUACCUUCUAAGAAAAUUGCGGCAAAACAUGCCGAUGAAGGAAAAAAUACUAGUGAUGAACAAUGGAUAGAUGGUCCCAGGAUAUCUAAAUCUAAACUGGUUGAAGCUCGACAUAUAAUUAAAGAAACUCAAAGUAAAAAACGUGAAACAUGGAUAGACGGUCCCAUGCAAGAACCUAAACUUCCAAUACAGAUUGACCUACCAUCUAAUCAAUCAAACGCUGUACCCCUACAAAUGGGUGUUCUUAAUGCGUUGGCGAAUGAAAACAUUGGUUAUGGAUAUAUGGAUAGCCACAAAAAGAACAUGAUCAGAAAGUGGGUUGAAAAUCAAACAUGCCAAAUAAAUAAAUCUAGACAUAAUUCUCCUACCCAUAAAAUCCACUCACAUAAGGAAUCACUUUCAAAAGUAAUGGAUGAAACAGAAGCACAUAAAAUGGAAGUUAAAGAAAUUACAAGGCGUAUACACGUAGAAGAAUCUGUAAUAAGAACAGGAUUAAAGGCUGGUUCGAAAGGAAUUGCAAUAGAAGAAGAAAAUUUAGGUCCGCCCGAUACAAAUUCAAGUAAAAAAUCUAAUAGUGUCAAAUCGUCAGCCAAAAAUGAACCUGAUGAAGAUGAUGAUAGCGAAGAACUAGCAGAAAUUCCUCCAGCUUUACCUUUAAUCCAACCUAGUAGUCUAAGUAGUAGAGAAGUAUCUGUUGAAAGUCUCGACAGUAAAUAUAAGGAAAGAAUGAGAAUGGAUGAUGAGCUUAUUUCUAAUCAUAGUAGAAGUAUUGACCAACAUGGUAUGAGUAAAGGUGCUGGUGACUAUGAUGACGAGUUUUUAGAAAUUAUAGAAGUAGAAGAACCGUCAGAACCAGUUCCUAUGCAAGACUCUUGCCUUCAAGUUACAGAAGAGGAUAUAGCUUAUUGUAUGGGAUUGGCAGACAAUAGUCAUUCUGGAAUUGAAUUAGAAGAUGGCGAUGAGCACCCAUUAAGGAUACUGAGUCAAGAAAAUUUGACUGUUGCUUCAACGUUUACUGACACAUUUUCGUUGUACAGCGAAGUAGAAAGACAAAUUAGACACGAAGCAUAUUUAAGACAAGCGAUGGGGCUCUACACCCAAAAUUACUCAGAACAUCAUAACAGUGACCUAAAUCCUCAUGAAAGUAUGCAGUCAUCGCGAUCUAGAAUUGAUGACUUAAUGGAACUAACAGAAUUGUACGGGUCUAAACGUGGGUUAGAAUGUGGUGGUAACUUAGCGUCUUCUAGAAUAAUUCCACAGUUUCAAUCACUUUCUUUGUGUAACGUUAGAGAUACAGAAGAAUAUAAUGGAGAUGGUUCCGUUUAUAGUGAACCUGCAUAUCGACCGAGUGAUAAAAUUUGUGAUAGUUGUAAAAGAACAAUGUCUAGACCCGGUAGUGCAGUAGGCGAUUGUGAUGCAUUUCACGACUUAAAUGUAGUUCACAAUGAUUCUUAUGGAGCUUUCGAACGGUAUAGAAGUAACGAUAUAACCGAAACGCGGAUAGCAUCUUUGAGGCAUCCCGACGGUGCAUCUGAUCCUAACCUUCGUGAAGAAAAUCGUAUUCCCGGAAAUGGAGCACCGUCGAGUACGUUUAGAGAAUUGAAAUCUAACUUACACCUCGAAGUGACGCCACCGGUCGUGACAACUGAACCGCGAGUAGAAAAAUUUGAGAAGGGAGAUAAAAAUGUCGCGAGGGUAGUAGCGAGCUGCAAGCCCGACGGAUACGAUAGCGGUCAUGAGUCCACACCCAGAACUGGUAAACACAGUCCGGCCGCGACUUCCAGACGAGCGGAGUCAGGCUACGAUUCCGUUCCUCGAGAUUCAGACGCCUCGUCUCUGGACUCCUAUCCCACACGAAGAGCGGCCGUCGCUAGGGCGCACGCCAAAAAACAUACCACUGCCAAAUACAAGCAACACAACAACGGUUCCUUUUGCUCAUGGCUACGAAACCCCUUUACAUGUAAGUACGCCGACACAGACCCCGAGAUAAGUGAUUUUUGAACAUUAGUAUUUAUCGACUUAAAUAAUAUGUUAUUGGCACACAUAUUAUGACGUGUAAUUAAUAUUUAAAUUCUAAUUAGUUCAUAUCGUUAAGCCACGUUACCGAAUUUAAUCUGGAGACUGCUUUUGUACUCUAGAUGUAAUCGUAAAUAUACGGAAGCUUUUGGCACGGAUCCAAUGAGGUUGGUUACCACUGUAUUUUUCUAAAGUUACGAAGCUUCUUAUGCGGUUUAAGGCAUAAUUAAAAUAUUCUUAGCGACUUUAUCAAAAUGAAAAUUAAAUUUGUUGUAAAUAUGAAAUGCAUCGAACGGUUUUACAACGGAGUGUCACUUUAUUUUCAAAAGGUUGUUUCUAAUCGUUUUGUACUUUUAUAAUAUUUCGAAAGCUAAGAGUCUUCCUCCGUCUUCCCUUUCAGACAUUAACGAGCAGUAUUUUUAAUUAAUAUCAUGUCUGUACUUUGAUUACAAAAUGUCCAAUAUUAAAACGAAAUGCCACAAUCAAUGUAAUUAAAUAUUAUGCUACCUUGUACAUUUUAUAUCAUAGCAUUAUACGAUUCAUUUUCAGAUAAUUUUAAACGAAUUUUACCUUUGAUCUUUGAGUUUGUUAUUGAAGUUAUACGUAAUUAUUAAGAUUGUUGUGUCUUUGGCCAUGUUCUACAUAGCUUUAAUAUUUUGAGGAGGUGUCAGUAGUACGCGACCGGCGAACCCAAUAAUAACUACUACUCUAUUGCAAUCUCUGUGGCUUUAUGAAAUGUUGGUGAAAUUAUGUAACGCUUUAUUGUCGAUGUUUUGUUAUAAAACCAUUAUAAUAUUAUAAAUAUUUAUCGUAAAUUCUACUAUGCGUUCGUAUUAGUUCAAAAUAAAACGUUCAAUGAACUGA